Messenger RNA from Nicotiana attenuata, 3337 nucleotides. RefSeq names its product homeobox-leucine zipper protein HDG5. The record is from RefSeq and is a predicted model, not a curated record. Bases 246 to 2735 code for a protein of 829 amino acids. The transcript has 12 exons. Lineage: Eukaryota; Viridiplantae; Streptophyta; Magnoliopsida; Solanales; Solanaceae. Gene Ontology annotation, biological process: regulation of DNA-templated transcription. Gene Ontology annotation, molecular function: DNA-binding transcription factor activity, RNA polymerase II-specific; lipid binding; DNA binding.
AUUUCUUUAUCUUUUUGAAGGGUGGAGUCAAAUACUUUGAAAUGUAGUCUUCUUGUCUCAGUUUUCCUAUUUAUGUGUAGAAAACAUCACCUCCAUAUUUUUGUCUAGCCUUAGUUAUCUUUGUUAGUUUUAGAGAAAAUAAGUCUCAUCUAAAGGAUAUUUCUUCCCUUUAGCUUCAAUGGUCCCUAAACCCUUGGCUAAAAGAGAUUCUUCUUUUGUAAAUCCUGUGGAAUUAAGUAGGAAAGAUGUUUGGUGAUUGCCAACUAUUUUCAUCCAUGGGGAUGGGAGGGAAUGCUGUAUCUUCAGAUUCACUCUAUUCUUCCCCCAUUCAGAACCCUAAUUUCAACUUCAUGGCCAUGGGAGGAAAUAACUUGCCUUUCAAUAUUUUUCCUCCCAAUAUUAUUCCUAAAGAAGAAAAUGGACUAUUCAAAAGCAAAGAAGAAAUGGAUAGUGGUUCUGGAAGUGAACAUAUCGAAGGAAUGUCUGGAAAUGAACUAGAAACUGAGCAACAACAACAACAGCAACAACAACCAGGCAAAAAAAAGCGUUAUCAUCGGCACACUGCUCGCCAGAUCCAAGAAAUGGAGGCGUUAUUUAAGGAAUGCCCACAUCCAGAUGACAAGCAAAGGCUCAAACUAAGCCAAGACCUUGGCCUAAAACCACGUCAAGUCAAAUUUUGGUUUCAAAACCGACGAACCCAAAUGAAGGCUCAACAAGACCGAGCAGAUAAUGUUAUACUUAGAGCUGAGAAUGACAACUUAAAGAAUGAGAAUUAUCGGCUGCAAGCAGCAUUACGCAGUAUUAUGUGCCCCAGUUGUGGAGGUCCUGCCAUGCUCGGAGAGAUGGGUUAUGAUGAACAGCAACUUCGCCUUGAAAAUGCUCGUCUCAAAGAAGAGUUUGAGCGUGUGUGCUGUCUUGUUUCACAAUAUAAUGGUCGGGGGCCAAUGCAAGGAACUCCUCUUCUUCCUCCUUCGUUGGAAUUAGACAUGUCCAUUAAUUUCUCAAGGAAGUUCGAGGAGCCAAUGGCGAAUUGCAGUACCGAGAUGGUCCCUGUUCCAUUCAUGCCUGAAAACAAUUCCCAGUUUUCUGGUGGUCCAAUUAUCUUGGAAGAAGAAAAAUCUAUUGCAAUGGAACUGGCUCUUUCCUCAAUGGAUGAACUAGUAAAGAUGUGCCAAGCUGCUGACCCACUCUGGAUUCGGACUACUGAUUCUGGAAAAGAAAUUCUCAAUGUGGAAGAAUAUUCAAGAAUGUUUCCUUGGCCUGUCGGGAUUAAGCAGAACAGCAAUGAGCUCAGAAUUGAAGCAACUCGCAGCAGUGCUGUUGUCAUUAUGAAUAGCAUCACUCUAGUUGAUGCACUCUUAGAUGCAAAUAAAUGGAUAGAACUUUUCCCAUCUAUAAUUUCUAGAGCCAAAACUAUUCAAGUUGUGACCUCAGGAGUAUCUGGACAUGCAACUGGUUCUCUUCAACUGAUGUUUAUGGAAAUGCAAGCUCUCACACCCUUAGUGCCUACACGAGAAUGUUAUUUCCUCCGUUAUUGCCAGCAGAAUGUGGAAGAAGGGACUUGGGCAAUUGUUGAUUUUCCUCUUGACAGUCUUCACAACAAUUUCCCUGCUCCUUUCCCUUAUUUCAAAAGAAGACCUUCUGGCUGCAUCAUUCAAGACAUGCCCAAUGGCUACUCUAGGGUUACAUGGGUGGAACAGGCUGAGGUUGAGGAGAAUCCAGUGAAUCAGAUAUUCAAUCAGUAUGUGAGUAGUGGUAUGGCAUUCGGAGCACAACGAUGGUUAGGAAUCUUGCAGAGACAAUGCGAAAGGCUAGCUAGCCUUAUGGCACGAAACAUAUCUGACCUUGGAGUGAUACCAUCUCCAGAAGCGCGAAAGAGUUUGAUGAAUCUGGCUCAGAGGAUGAUCAAGACAUUCUGUAUGAACAUUAGCACCUCUUGUGGGCAGUCAUGGACAGCUCUUUCUGAUUCUCUUGAGGACACUGUUCGAAUUACUACCAGAAAAGUCACAGAGCCAGGCCAACCCAAUGGACUAAUCCUAUGCGCCGUUUCAACUACUUGGAUUCCAUAUAAUCAUUUCCAGGUCUUUGAUCUCUUGAGGGAUGAACGUCGAAGAGCUCAGUUGGAUGUGCUUUCAAAUGGCAACUCACUGCAUGAGGUGGCUCACAUUGCAAAUGGCUCUCAUCCAGGAAAUUGCAUUUCUCUUCUUCGCAUUAAUGUGGCUAGCAACUCAUCCCAGAGCGUAGAGCUGCUGCUGCAGGAGAGCUGCACGGAUGAUUCCGGCAGCCUUGUGGUCUACACCACCGUCGAUGUGGACGCCAUCCAGCUAGCCAUGAACGGCGAGGCCCCAUCGUGCAUUCCUCUUCUUCCCUUAGGCUUUGUUGUAACACCAGUGGGACAAAUCAAUAACUGUGACACUAACAUUAAUCCUAGUGAAGCUAAUUCAGGUGCACAAUCUUCGGAGAAGAGGAACUUGUCAAUCCAAGAAUCUGGAUCUGGAGGCUGUCUACUCACUGUUGGAUUACAAGUCCUCGCCAGCACAAUUCCAACUGCAAAGCUCAACCUUUCUAGCGUCACUGCCAUUAACCACCACUUAUGCAACACCGUACAACAAAUCACUGCUGCACUUUCCGCUUUCAACCCCGAGCCAGCAAUAACGGUACCGUCACCACAACUACAACCUCAGCAACAGCAACUAGAACCAAAGCAAGCAGAUGAAAUCAGCUCAAAUUCCUAAUUACCCAAAACCUCCCUUUAACAAAAUUUCCAAUAUUUUAUUUUGGAAAAGGUUGGGGGAGGUUAUGAGUAAUUGGUGAAAAUGCGAAGUGGGUAGGUGUGUAUGUCUUUUGUUGGCCCGAGGGGGGGGGGGGGUUAGAUAUGUCCAGCAACAUAUGGACUAGUAGUACUAUUGCAUAGGUAGAUGGGGCCAUGCAAAUGAAGGUUAUAGCCUGUGCAUGUGCAUGGCUGGGCCCGAGUAAAUAAAUGAGAAGAGUCAGAAGGUAGUUGUUAGGUAGGUGGGUAAAUCCAGUGAAAUGAUUGUGUAUUUCUUGAAUAUGUUUUGUGAUAAGAUUCUAAGAUAUUGGGAAGUCAAGAACGAACCAGGUGAGAUCCUUGCUGAAUGGUGAGAGACCCCAAGGAAAGAAUAUUUUAAUGUUUUUUGUGCUGAAAUAGUAGUAAUGGGCCUCUCUCACCAGCUAACAAGGGUAUGGUUCGGGUAUUGACUUCUUGUUUUAUGUCCCCCUCCCCUCCUAGUGAUUAAUUUUGGUAUUGUUGAAAAUAUGAAUUCGCAGCUGUUUCCGCAUACACUAAUUGUAGUAGUAACCUUAGAAUUAAGAUUUA